Molecule: messenger RNA, 2568 nt
Organism: Misgurnus anguillicaudatus (oriental weatherfish)
Lineage: Eukaryota; Metazoa; Chordata; Actinopteri; Cypriniformes; Cobitidae
Gene: apbb1ip
Product: amyloid beta (A4) precursor protein-binding, family B, member 1 interacting protein
Biological process (GO): signal transduction
Cellular component (GO): cytosol; plasma membrane
Source: RefSeq, a predicted model, not a curated record
AGACGACAGGUUGAGACCUGAACUUCCGCGUCAGGCAGGAAGUAACUGAACUGUCAGUAACUCAUAUUCAACCCUACGACUCGGCACACUGUUGCAUGUGGGUUGGGUGGUGUCCACCGUUCAACAGGAAAGAGAAGCGCUUUUAAGAAAUCCUACUUAUGACCCUAUCACCUAGUAAUUAAACCUGCCAAAUACAUCAAGAUGGAUGACAUUGAUGCUAUGUUCAGUGAUAUGCUGCAGGAGAUGGAUCUCCUAACACAGAGUUUGGAGACCGAAGAAGAGUCUCCACCUCAGCAUAAACCUCCCACCAUUCCUGCCACUCAGGAAAUGAACUUUUCCAUUGGUUUCACAGAUUUCAAUGAGUCCCUGCAUGAUCUGGAGGACAAUGAUCUUGAUGCCCUGAUGGCUGAUCUGGUGGCAGAUAUUAGUGCCACAGAGGAGAAGUUUGCUACAGAGAAAGGAAGCACAAAAGGGUCAGCCCCAGCUCCGACUCCGGCUCCAGCUGCCCUACCGCCCGUACAACCUCCGAGUAACUACAGCCUUCCCACGUCCACCCCGAGACCUGCCACUUCCUCUAUCUCCAUUUCAUCUCAACCCCUGCCCCCAUCUGUCAAACUAUCAAAAGAAGAACUGGAGGAACAAGAAAAAGCGGAUAAAAUCAAACUCGCCUUGGAGAAGCUAAAGGAGGCCAAAGUGAAGAAGCUGGUUGUGAAGGUGGAGAUAAUGGACGGCAGCUCAAAGACUCUGAUGGUGGAUGAAAGACAAACGGUCAGAGAUGUGAUUGACAAUCUGUUUGAGAAGACACAUUGUGACUGCAAUGUAGACUGGUGCGUGUGUGAGACCAACCCUGACUUACAGACCGAAAGAGGUUUUGAGGACCACGAAGCCCUGGUGGAACCUCUGUCUACAUGGACGAGAGACACCGAAAACAAAGUGAUUUUUAAGGAGAUUAAAGAAAAGUAUGAAGUGUUCAAGAACCCUCAGAUGUUUUAUUUGUGGAAAAAGGACAAAAAAACUAUAAUGGACAUGAAAGACAAAGACAAAGAACAGCUUCUGGAGGAGAACUUCUGCGGACCCUCGGUCAUUGUGCCUGACUUAGAGGGGGUUCUCUAUAUGAAGGAGGACGGGAAAAAAUCCUGGAAACCGCGAUACUUCUUGCUGCGUGCUUCCGGAUUGUAUUACUCACCUAAAGGCAAGACCAAGGCAUCACGGGACCUUGUGUGCUUGGUGCAGUUUGACAACGUGAACGUGUACUUCUGCAAGGAAUAUAGAAAUAAAUACAAGGCACCCACAGACCACUGCUUCAUGCUAAAGCAUCCGCAGAUUCAAAAAGAAUCACAAUACAUCAAGUAUUUGUGUUGUGAUGAUAACUGGAGCAUGACCCUGUGGGUGACUGGAAUACGGAUUGCCAAGUAUGGUAAGCUGUUAUACGACAACUACAAAUGCGCUGUAAGGAAAGCCACGGUUCCUGCAUCCUGGGCUAACCGCACUAUCCAGUCCAGCCCAUCCACCUCCAAUGCAUCCACACCCUCCCCUACACCAAAAGUGAAAGCUGCAAAUGGACACCCGCCUCAAGCUCCAAUGGAAACCAAGGUUUCUGCCCAACAAGCAUCUUUUCCACCACCUCCACCUGCAGCAGAAUUUCUGCCACCUCCACUUCCUGACCCCACGAUUCCUGGUCCCCCUCCUCCUCCGCCUCCCAGCACAGCUAAAGGCAACAAGUUUCCACCUCCACCUCAGUUCCCGAAAUCCUCCUUCCCACCUCCGCCCAUUGAUGACUUGCCUCCUCCACCUCCUCCUCCAGAAGAGAUUGAUCUGCCACCUGAUUUUCUGCCUCCACCACCGCCUAGUUUUAUCUCUUACGGGGAAGAACCUCUACCGCCACCCCCUCCAAAUCCUGUGGGUUUCAUUCCACCACCUCCUCCCGCUCCCCAGAACUCUGCAUCUAUAGGAGGAGUGCCACCACCUCCCCCUCCUCCACCAAUGGCUCCUGCUGCCAACAGAUCUGGCUCUGUCAGGAAAGUGGCUCCACCCCCACCAAAGAGGACUACACCACAAGUAACAGCGCCCUCGGGUGGCGACCUUAUGUCAGAACUGAUGACUAAAAUGAAUAAAAAACGCACUCAAUAAUGAACAAACUGGGCUAACUUUUGUUUGUUUAUUUGUGCCAAAGUUUUUAUGUGAUGUUGGAACACACUGGCUUAUUUGCUUCUGUUGUAUUUGUUUUACUGUAUAUCAUUAGACAAACAAUUGUAAAUACUAAUUUUUCUUAUUCAUCAGAUUCUAUACUGUAAUUAACAGUUAUAUUACGGUUAGUAACAGAUGCUAUAUCAUCAGGUGGUUUUAAGAAUUGGCAAUGAUGUGUCAAUAAAUACGGCUAUUGAAGUUUAAGUGUUUAUCACAUUAAGUCAUUUUUACAUUGGAAUACACUGGUGAGCACAUGACGACUUCUAGCUAUGAGAAAUUCUUUUUAGAGACAAAAAUUUUCAGUACGGCUUUGAUGAGAGUCGUGCAUUGAUUUUAACAUGGUUAAGGAGUGUUUUAGGCAAAUCUUUUAAUAAAACAAAA